GUAUUGGCAUAAGUAGAUGGCUUGUCUGCUCACCUGUGUAAACGUCAAUAGUCAAUGUGCCCGCAUACUUGGCUUUAAGAUCACCAACAUUGGCAUCGCAUGGUCAAUGUUGCCUUGUUCUCUCGGCCGUGGACCACUUUCACAUCUCUCCUCAUACGUCUUUUCAACCUCUUGCACAAUAUCAUCCUUUCUUGUAGCGGCUCAUAUCCAACACCACCUUUUAGCAUCCCCCAUGUGAUAUUGCCUCGUCGUCAUGUCUUCAAAUUCCAAGGCAGAGUCACCAAACGCCUCUGGAUCUAAACAGGCUACCCUAGCUUCGCCUACUAUGGCUCAACCAAGUACUCCUACAAUCAAACACAAGAGAAAGCAGCCGCAUCUGCUUAAUCCUAAACUUGGACCAGCUGUAAAAGAUUUAACCAGGUCUCGAUCUAGACUAAGCCCAGCUAUCAAAAAUGUAACCAGGCCUUCAAAACCUACCGCUUCUCAGAAAACAGAGAGCCGGGGGCUAACAGUGUCUAAACUGCCUAGCAAUGAAACAAGAAUCAAGGUUACGAAUUUACGUGACCUGGCAGGCGAUCAUAAGCAAACGGCUCGCGACAGCCGACGGGAUCCGUACGAACUGGUCUCUGAUAGUGAAGCCAAUGAUCGCCAGAGAAGUAAUUUUACGCCUGCUCCUCCAUAUAGCCACAUUCCGUCCCCAGCAGAUGCAGGAACAACCAAUAUGGGUGCUUCGAUGAAUCCCAAGCGCGCACAACCAUCAACACCGGUACUCCCUGCUGUUAAACCGUCUGUAUUUAUGAGCUCUUCUCAGGGUACCCGUACCUCUAGAGGUCCUCAGCACUCUCGCCCACGCACUCCAGCCACAGUUCCCCUCAAUAAGCAAAUCAUCCUCCUUGACUCGUCAAGCAACGAGGAUACGAGUUCCCAUGUCACACGAAAAUGUUAUUCUGAAUCCAAGCGCAGGUCAGGUGUUGGCUUAUCGAUGCCAGCAUACACCCUCGCGAACUCAGCAGAGGCUUCAGUCCGUUGUUCCCAGGGAAGAAUAAUCCCGCCUCUCGAAAAGCCGUCACGACCUCACCCUGUUUCCCGUCAACGCACUGCAGCCAAAAUCCCCGCCGGUGCUGAGAUUAUAACGAUAACCGGCUCAUCGUCUGAAUCAGACACAGAACAAUUAGGUGGCAAAGUAUCGACAUCUGUACACUCGCCCUCCAAAACUAUCAAACAACGUUCUCGGUAUCCUGUUAACAGUCACCUAAGUAUUAUCGACAAAGAAGCUCAAGGUACAACCUCUCUGCCGACCGAUUCAGCACUACUUAGCAAGAAAACAAGACGAGAUAGUAUUGCGCUUCAAGGAGGUUAUGCCUCUAUUCAUAGACAUAAGCAGGAACACUACAACAAAUCCCUUACUAGUCCAAAUAGCAAUUCGCUACCCCCGCUUGGCGAAAGUACUCCGGCUAAUGAAAAGCAUACAAUUUCCCAGAAACACGCUGAAAUAAAACAGCCGCAGAAAAUCGACCAGGGGCCAUCUUCCUCUAAGUUCCAGAACACCAAUAACAAUUCCAAUUGUCUAGUAGGAAGCGACGAAUCGGCCGAUACUGCAACUCAGCAAAGGACCACCGCAUCGAGACAGCGGAUCUCACGAGAUAAACACAAGAUCCAAAGACGCUCUUCCCCUAACAAUAUCGUAAUGAAAGCGGUUCAGAAUACUCCUACAGAAUAUAAGACCUUUAAUGUGCUUCACGGCUCCGAGCAAGACCAAGGCCAAAGUAAACUCAAGGAAUCUAAGGAAGUGAUCAACCACGGUGCAAAUUUGGGGGAUUCCGGCAUAUCAGCGACAGCUACUAAAGAUGUGAAGAAGAUUGCGAAAGGCAGGUUUGAGAAGAAAGAGAAAUAUGGCAUUAUAUCCGAGUCAUUAUUUGAAGAACCCAACUACUCAGAUGAUGAGUAUCAACUAGUCUCGGAUAAUAAAGAGCAAUCAAGCGAAGACUCAGGUGAUGAGCUAUCCCUCCAUAGACGAGCCCGAGCCAUCAAAAAUAUGACAUUGCUGUCAAGUCCCGGUCGGAAACUGCGUAGUAGAUCCUAUCCCAAGCCGACAACAUCAUUUACCCCGAUCAACAAGCCAACCCCCGGAACCCAAGAGCGGAAAUCAACCACUACGUCGCCUAGGAUAUUCAAGCUUGGUAAAUGCCAUUCGAAUCGCAUACGCAUCACCACUGAUACAACCGAUUCCGAUUCAAAUGGAUCUCGAGAAGGCAGGAUCAAUAAAAAGGACGACAAGCCAACUGAAUUCGAGAGAAAGUCGUGGUGGGAUCCACAGGCGUGGAUAGAAAGAUAUGAAACCGGGUUUAUGAUUGAUUUUAAUGUUGCUGACAGGCUCUGGCUCGGUAUAGGUCCAUUCAAGGGGUGGAUAUCUGAUGGUCCUGGAAAGGGUACUUAUAUGCCUGGCUACGGACCACCAGACGACGCGACAAUUGCCGAAGCAGAAAAAACGGCUGUGCUCAGAUAUCAUCUACGCACCUACGAUUCAGACUCGGAAGAUCAUGAGCAAUGGGAAAGGGAUUACUUCCCGGAUAAAACGAAGCCAUGCGAAAACGAAGGCAGUUCCGCACAGCUCGCUCUAGGCAUGAACCAGGGCAUGAAGGUGACAGGCAGCCCAGAAUGCCCAACCACUGACUCACGAGAAGAGGAACUCCAUUGUAUAGCCCCGUCGACAGAUCCAGAUCAAGCAACACUAUUAAAACGGAAGGCACUGAGCGAAGCUAAGGCAAUAGAACGAGCAGAACGUGCAGAGAGAACAGAGCAGUAUGUGCUUACCGGAACCCCUAGCGGACGUAUCAAUUCCCAAGACACUGAUUCCUAUGGUCCAAUAAGUAGUAGAACCCGAGGGAAACUUUCCACCCACCGCGUACCAACGACGAAACCUGACGACACUACAUCACCAUCAUCUGCGGCAUCCGAAACAACUUCUACCCUAAUUACGCGACAGUUAAUAGCCGACUGUACUUCGCUUUCGAGUCCAAUGAAUCGAAGAACCAAAGCUUCAUCCUCGGCUCGGCAUGUUAACGAGCGAUGCAAUUCCGACGAUGAAGGUUCAAGCAGUAUCAGCAGUAGCGAACUGAGUUCUGGCAUUCUGGCUCGACUGUCCCGUGAGACGUCAUCACUACCACCGGCGUCAGGAAGGGGUCAGAGCAUGUCCGUCGGGUUGGAGUAUCCCAAUGCCAAACCUGAAUGGUUCAUUCCACCCAAAACCUCGACCAAGACCAAUAUAGAAGUUAUGCUACCAUCUAUGUCGGUAGAGGAGCGCGCAGGAUACGAUGUGGUUUCCCCAGUUGAUGACGAUGAAUCUACACCGCUGCCUCCCACGUCGUUCAAGGAAAUCAACAAAGCCACUCCAAGCUUGAGUCCGGAAUCAGACGGGUCAGGAGAAGAGACACUCAAUUACGUAUUGCGCCAGUCGCCUCUAUGGCUACACAACAUCACGGAGAUGGUUGAGCCCAGAGACACAAUAACGGACAUGGCGAACCCGUCAUCCAAGUCACCGGUUAAAUCAUCAUCGAAAAGGCCAUCUGUGGACCUAGAAAGCCUACGAAGUCCACGAGAACCGCGAAGACACCUCUUUACAGCUACAGCAGCGGGCAAUAGCCAAGCUGGCCAACAUUUUUCGUCUGAGACCAAGAGAAAGGAAAAGAGGAAAGCUGCCUCCACGGGUUUCCCCCCUCCCGAUGAAUCACCCGCUAGCAAGAAGCAGAAGGCAGACAACUAUCCAAGCUUUAAAAAACCAAAUAGACUUGGCCAGAAUUGUCGCCGCCGAAUGCGAAUACAGAAAGAGAAGCAAAUGCAGAAUAAUAACAGCCAGAUACGGAUAUGCGAACGCCAACGUAGUUAAUAGAUCAACGAUUACGGUUCGACUACCUCUUCGAGACUUAAUUUAACGAUAUCGACCAACGUAUAUGGAAAGGGAUUGUCGAAGUUAGGAACUAAUAUGUUUUACAUACUUGAUGUUCACGGAAUGAAGAACUAAUAAACCAUGCGAGCUCGAUACCUCCGUUUCGGACGAAUUUAGUCUCUUGAGACACUCUGCUAUUCGAGUGUGCAGGCGUGGGUGGAUGUUGAAUGGGUUGGUUACUUGUUAGUAUAAGAAAGUAGGAUAGUAAGAGAGCGAGAAAGAAUAUUAUACCUGGCUACCUACAUAGGUAGGUAAGGUAAUAUGGUCUGGCCAGCAAAUCUCAUGUCUUAUGGUAUAACAUGUACGUCUUCAAGUAUGAUAUCUACUUUGCCCCAGUGAACAUGGCAACUUACCGUAUUCGCUUGCUUUGCCAUUCUGUAUUAUAGCCAGCAUCGUUGUUCAUUCGUGUAUGGG
Molecule: messenger RNA, 4360 nt
Organism: Daldinia decipiens
Lineage: Eukaryota; Fungi; Ascomycota; Sordariomycetes; Xylariales; Hypoxylaceae
Exons: 2
Coding region: 254-3886 (1210 amino acids)
Source: RefSeq, a predicted model, not a curated record